AUUUAUUUUAUCAAAGGGAUCGAUAUUACUCAUUAUGCGCCGAGGGGACCGCAUACUGAAUUGAAGGGGUCGCAGGGUAAAGACGAUCGCUUUAAAUAGAAGAUUUAAGUGUAGAAUCAAGUUGGUAAAUUUAAAUUCAUGUAUAUAAAAUAAGCUGUGAAUUAUCUUUUAGAAAAUUGGCACUAUUUAAAACAAUAAAAGUGAUGGAGAAAAUGUCAAGGAAGCGCUUAAUUAUGCUGAGCUAAUUUUAAACGAGGAAGGAUUAAAUGCUUUCGUUUUGAAAUCAUGUGACGUUUAUUUAUGUAAUCUUAAAAACAUUCCAAAACUCUUAAGGGAUAGGCUAAAGACAGUUACCAAUCAAUAUGGGUACCUUGGCAGCUCUAAAGUUUGAGAAGAGAUCAUAGAAAGUGACACAGUAGUGUUCCAAGAUCUGGAAGGUUUCUGAUAUACUUCGAGUCCCUUCUACCGGAACAUAAAUAAAUGUAAAUGUUGGCUGAGAAAAGACAUAUGAUACGAUACAAAGGCGUAUAAUCUAUUAAUAAAAACGCACGAAUUAAGGCUAAAACAAUGGAAGGUUCAGCUGGGGAGGAUCUGCCAGAUGGCUGGGAAGAAAGAUAUGAUACUACACACGGUCGUAUUUUUCAUGUUCAUCCUGAUAACGUUUUCCUGCUGCAACAAUCAUACAAGAUUUGUUUUUCAUUUCAAGAACGGAGGAUUGCUCAGUUAGAAGAUCCAAGAAUACAAGGUUCACAAACUAAACAGUACGGUAAAGACUGGAUCAAUAUCAUUGAUUACAAUGCCCCUCUUGAAGACUUUCUAUGGUUUCAUGGAAAUCUUUCCCGGAGAGAGGCAAAAAGGCUUCUAAAACAUAAGCCUAAUGGAACUUUUCUCAUAAGACAAAGUCAAUCUUGCCCAGACUGGUUUGUCAUUGCCGUAAGAUGUACAACAUACAGGCAUGAAGUAUUCGAAACGUGCAUAAUCUGCCGGCAUGGAAACUUUUCUCUUCUUGACUCAGAUGUUUCUUUCAACAGCUUACCACAAUUCGUAGAGCAUUACACAAAGAACCCACUAUACAGCUAUGGAAAGUUAACUGCAGCCUUGGACAAAUUUGAAAAGAUUACAGAUGAAGAAGACAUCAUACCAGAAGAGCUUGAAAAUGAUCCAUAUACACGAGCGCUUUAUGAAAAAGCAAUUGUAGAAGGGAGAGAAAAAGACAACACUAUAAGGGUCAUGGUUAUAGGUUGCUAUGGACAAGGCAAAACGUCAUUGGUAAGAAGAUUAUUAAAACAGUCUUUAGAAGGAGUUGAAACAACGAAUGGAAUAGAUAUACAUAGAUGCGCUAUCAUCAAUGAUAAGGAAUGGGUAAAACAGGGAAGUGAAGACCUGGAUAAGGAAAUUAUCCAGCGUUUGGUUAAAACUAUUAAAUAUGAUACGGACCAUGCAGAAACUCCUGUCAUUUCACAUCAACGAAACGUUGGAAAUAAAGAUGAAGCGUCUACAGAUUUGUACGACCACAUAGGUGCAGCGAAAGACAGUUUCAGCGCGAGCAACGAAAAGACAACUCUUAAUAUCAUGGGACUUACAAUUAUUGAUAAAUCAGAUGGCUAUUCCGCAAAAAAAGAACAAAGGAAUAACAGGCGUGACACGCCACCUGUACAAUAUACAUAUAUGAAUAGACCAACAAUAGAUGACCAAACAUUGAAAGAAUUUCGGACUGAAUUAAAGAGAAUUGAAUCUCUCGAAGAUGAAAGAAUAAACAGAAGUGCAACAUUGAAUAUUUGGGACUUUGGGGGUCAGUUCGUUUACUACGCUACCCACCAAAUAUUCCAUUCGAAACAAGCUGUAUACAUAUUAGUGUUCAAUCUGAGUGUAGGACUGGACUCAAUUGUUAAAGAUGGGGAAUUUCCGUUGCAUAAAAAGACUAUGAGAGAUUAUUUGAAAUUCUGGGUCAGCUCUGUUAACUCAUUUGUUGGAAGUGUAGAUGGAUGCAAACCACCAAUCAUUUUAGUUGGAACGCACACGGAUCAACUUCAGGAGGACGUAAAUGUUGACGACUAUUUUGAAGAAGUGAGAAAAAUAUUUGAUGGAACCUCGUGCAUUUAUCACAUCCAAUCCGAGCAUUUUGCAGUAUCAAACAAAGAUGUACAAGAAAAAGUUAUAGAUCAAUUAUGCAUGUCAAUAACUCAUCUCGGACAGAUACAGCUACAAAGAUGUGUUCCCGCUAAAUGGUUACUUCUCGAAAAAGCUUUGAAAAUGAACAAAACGAAGAAAAUUGUUAGUCUAGAGGAAGUUUUUGAAAUAGACAGCAAAACUGACAGCCCAAUACAAACUAACAGCCGACAAGAAACUAUCGAACAAAUUAAACUUUUCUUGUCAUAUCAUCAUGCCAGAGGAACAUUCUGUUAUUUUGAUGAAAGCAAGUUAUCUGAGUAUGUAGUCUUAGAUCAACAGUUUCUGAUUGACGCUUUCAGAUGUAUUAUCACUUCCGGACAAUUUUGCAAAGUGCGACCAAAAAUGCGAAGUCUCUGGAGUGACCUGUGUGACAAGGCAGUUUUAAGACCAGAACUUCUUGAGGAGGUAUGGACACAAAAUGAUGCUAAUGAUUUUAUUUCGUUUAAGGAAUUGUUGACAGAAUACAUGCAAAAACAUCGCAUUAUAUCGGAAGUCGUAGCUCACGACCCAUAUAGUGAAUGUUCAUUUGAACCAUUAGGAUAUUACAUUGUACCAAGCUUGCUCAAAGUAUCAGAUGACGGUGUAAUAAUUGAAACCUUUUGUAACGGAAAACAAUUGUCAGGAGUGUCAUUUGGCUACGCCCUAGAAAAUGAUUCCAUGGCGCCAGUACUUUUCCAGACAACUUUAUCAGCUCUGAUUGGAAGAUGGCCACUGAUUAGUUUCAAUGAAAAACAUAUUUUGUAUGACAAUCUGGUUGCUUGUGAAUUGAGUAGAGAUCAUGCUGGAGUGUUGAUGUUGAAACAGAACAGAAUUGAACUGCUUGUAGUAAACCUCUGUCCUCCUGACGGCGUAAAAUCUGAAGUAUGUGAUAUGUUUAGAAGGUAUGUUGAAGUAGUUAUCGAUACUGACAUGUGCAAGUGCCGCGGCACAAUUGAAGAUAGACGACUUAUAAAACAUUUGACAGUACGUUGUUUUCAUGAGGACCAUUGUUCAAAAGGAAGCAAUGGCAUAUAUGUCAUCGAUGAUUUGCAGCCUCAUACGGAAGAAAGAUUUCCAUGUCCAGACAAAGGUAAUCACUGUUUGAAAUUUGAAAAUAUUCUACAGGAAUGGUUCCUGCAUGAAGUAGAUUCAGAACAUGUUCCAUGCAGAAAACUGACAAACAAGGAAUACAGUAAACUUUCAAUGGCCAUUGGGCGUAAUUGGCAACAACUUGGACUGGAAUUAGGUCUUGAUCAUAUAGCUAUAGAACAUAUCCAAAUGAAUAAAGAGACAGUAGAUAUGCAGAUAUAUACAAUGUUACAGUUAUGGGAUAAGAAGGAAGCCGAUAGGGCAACGUUAGAUGCCUUAGUCCAUGCAAUUCGUGAAUGUUCCAGGCGACAUGUCAGUAUUAACUGGGAUAUACUGAAAAACGUCAUCAAUGGAUUCUGAUCGUUAGGUGUCAAAUCAGUCGUUUGAAUCUUCGGACACGUUUACUCCAGUUUAGAAAUUACUUACGGCAUUUAAAGAUUAGUGAAUUAAGCCCAUGUAACCUCAGAUUAUAGUGUUUUCCUAGUGCCUUUAUCAUCUAUUAAGUUUCUAAGGUUAAUGGAAACAUUGUUAUAUCAAUUAUCAUUCCUUCUGACUAUAUUUAAGAAAUUUUGCUAUGAAAAUGGGUAACUUAUCAGUAUAUGAUAUUAUAAAAUGAGCUUCUGUUGCCGAAACAUAAAAGUGAAUAUACACUCAAAUGUUGGGAUAAAGGGAUUUCCAAGUAUUUUGUCUAAUUCAUUUAUCUUUUUAUACUCGCACAAUUACAAGAAACAGAAAGAGGCGGUUUUAAUCAAUUUAACCUUGUGCCAUAGCCGUUAUAUGACCAUACGAGAAGUCAAGAAAACAUAUGACAACUCUUUAAAUCCGCAAUUUGACAUUCACAUUAUUAUCAUUUUAUCUUGUUCUUGUUACUAAUGAGUAACAAUAAAAAGAAAAGUGAAAUGUGACAGUGAGUGUUAGCUUAACCAACCUGGCAUAGGUAGGCUCGGUUAACAAAAUCAUGGAAACUCCGCUCCUAUGUAAUUAAAGUCAGAAAAAGUCUACCUUUUUAACAAAGCACAAACGUUUCCACAAUAAGUUAAAGGGUUUGAUUUUCUGUCGGUUAUUCUACAGUUAUUUUACACUGAAAUGCUAGAAAUUAUUAUUAAUUAAUGUAAUAAUAAAUAUUUUUGAAAUUUACUCGUGAAUUUUAAGUUAGCAAUAUCUUAAAUGCCAUGAUUUUUUUUUCAAUUUAUAUCGCAAAUGAAUAUAAAAUAUGGAACAUUAA
Messenger RNA from Mercenaria mercenaria, 4465 nucleotides. RefSeq lists its product as uncharacterized. NCBI's taxonomy places the organism in Eukaryota, Metazoa, Mollusca, Bivalvia, Venerida, Veneridae. The coding region runs from base 568 to 3600 and encodes 1010 amino acids. The record is from RefSeq and is a predicted model, not a curated record. Gene Ontology annotation, molecular function: protein binding. Gene Ontology annotation, biological process: signal transduction. The transcript is spliced from 10 exons.